Messenger RNA from Malaya genurostris, 646 nucleotides. It is a transcript of the gene B9d2, whose product is annotated as B9 domain-containing protein 2. Gene Ontology annotation, cellular component: MKS complex. Lineage: Eukaryota; Metazoa; Arthropoda; Insecta; Diptera; Culicidae. Gene Ontology annotation, biological process: cilium assembly. The transcript has a single exon. The record is from RefSeq and is a predicted model, not a curated record. Bases 113 to 646 code for a protein of 177 amino acids.
CGUACGAGGUUGCGUGGGUUGUGGGAGAAAUAACAAAAUAAAGUAAUGUUUUGUCGGAAUCAUAAAAAUGAUGUGAACUGUGUGAAACUUUCGAACGCUACCGACUGAUUUCAUGGCGGAACUAUACAUCCUAGGACAACUUUGCAAAGCAUCUGACUACGACGAACCGAACCUGUUCUGCAAGUGGAGUAUUCAGUUUGGAUCCGGUUGGAAGGUAAUCGAAGGCCACUCAGAAGGUCAGAGUUGUGCUAGCACGGCGAGGGUCGAACGGUGCUCCUAUUUCAGUACCCCGUUGGACCUACAUCUGGCCUGCCGGGGAAUCCAAGGUUGGCCGAAGCUUCACGUCGAAGUGUUCGCGUUAAAUUCUCUCAACCACUACUGGCCGGUCGGGUACGGUUUCGCGUAUUUACCGAGCCAGCCGGGCACGCAUCGGAUUCGAAUAGCGACCUGGAAAGUUUCAUCGGCAAAGUUUUUCGACACGAUCCGAGAGAAGUUUCAUACCGGCGGUUUUACCGUAGCCAAAAGUGACAUUGUGUUUUCCGGGUUCGAACGCUACAAGCUACUGACGAAAUCAGCUGGCGUCGUGGAGUUCGAAUUGAUGUUAAUGUUCAAGAAUUUUGCCGAAAAUGGGGUGGAAUUACGUUAG